This is a messenger RNA of Saxophila tyrrhenica, 945 nucleotides long. RefSeq lists its product as uncharacterized. Lineage: Eukaryota; Fungi; Ascomycota; Dothideomycetes; Mycosphaerellales; Extremaceae. The record is from RefSeq and is a predicted model, not a curated record. The transcript is spliced from 2 exons. Bases 1 to 945 code for a protein of 314 amino acids. Gene Ontology annotation, molecular function: oxidoreductase activity.
AUGUCUCACAUCACACCAGUCUUCGGCGGCGGCGGCUUCAAUGAGGGCCGCGCCUUCGGCGACGUCUCAGUCAUGCAAGACCUCUUCAAACUGCUCAAAGACAACGGCUGCGACCACAUCGAUACCGCCGCCCUCUACGGCCAGAGCGAAGAGCUCAUGGGCAAGGCGAAAGCUGGCGAUCAAUUCAUCGUCGACACCAAGACGAAGGGAGGUUUCGGUGGCAGUGCCUCCAAGGACACAAUUCUCAAAGAGGCAGAGAAUAGCAAGAAGAUGCUCGGACAUAACGUGGAUAUCUUCUACAUUCAUGCGCCGGAUCCGAACACGGAUUUGGAAGAGACGCUGGAGGGGAUCAAUGAGGUGUAUAAGAGUGGGUUCUUCAAGCGGUUUGGGCUGAGCAAUUACAAGGCGGAGGAUGUGGAGAGGGUGUACAAUAUUUGCAAGGAGAAGGGGUAUCCGCUGCCAAGUGUAUACCAAGGCAACUACAACCCCGUCGCUCGCAAGCAAGAGACUCUCCUCUUCCCUACCCUGCGAAAGCUCAACAUCGCCUUCUAUGCCUACUCCCCCAUCGCCGGCGGGUUCCUCACCAAGAAGAAGCAAGACAUCCUCGACGGCAUAGGUCGCUUCAGCCCGGACCAGAUGGGCGGCCUGUACGCUAAACUCUACAAUCGUCCCGCCUACCUCGAAGCGCUCGGUCAAUGGGAGAAGGUCGCGAACGAGGAGGGUGUGUCGCCGGCCGAGCUGGCGUAUCGAUGGGUGACGUACAACAGCCCGUUGAAGAAGGAGAACGGGGAUGCGAUUAUUUUUGGCGCGAGCAGUACGGACCAGGUGAAGAAGACGCUGGGGUAUAUUCAGAGUGGGCCGUUAAGCGAGAAGGCGUUGAAGGGGGUGGACGGGGUGUGGAAGACGAUUGAGCAUGAGGCGCCGUUGGAUAAUUAUCAUUUGUAG